AUGGAGUCAUCCCUCACCAAGAUGCUCACGCCUACCUCCUCCCUCGACCUGCUCCGCGAGAUCGACGCUGUGACCGCGCCGCCCGCCACCUCGCUGCGCAAGGCCCGCCCCUACGUCAUCUCCAUCGUCGGCGUCAACGGCGUCGGCAAGUCCACCAACCUCUCCAAGAUCUGCUUCUUCCUCCUGCAGAACAAGUACAAGGUUCUCAUCGCCGCCGGCGACACCUUCCGCUCCGGCGCCGUCGAGCAGCUCGCCGUUCAUGUCCGCAACCUCAAGGAGCUCACUGCCCGUGAGGGCGGCCAGGUCGAGCUCUACCAAAAGGGCUACGGCAAGGACGCCGCCGCCGUCGCAAAGGACGCAGUCGCCCAUGCCGCCCACGAGGGCUUCGACGUCGUCCUCAUCGACACGGCUGGCCGCCGGCACAACGACCAGCGCCUCAUGUCGUCGCUCGAGAAGUUUGCCAAGUUUGCGCAGCCGGACAAGAUUCUCAUGGUCGGCGAGGCCCUCGUCGGCACCGACUCCGUCGCCCAGGCGCGCAACUUCAACGCCGCCUUCGGCUCCGUCCGCACCCUCGACGGCUUCAUCAUCUCCAAGUGCGACACCGUCGGCGACAUGGUCGGCACCCUCGUCUCCCUCGUCCACGCCACAAACGUCCCCGUCCUCUUCGUAGGCGUCGGCCAGCACUACUCGGACCUGCGCAACUUUUCCGUCAAGUGGGCCGUCGAGAAGCUCCUCAGCUCGGCCUGA
Purpureocillium lilacinum is the source of this 747-nucleotide messenger RNA. RefSeq lists its product as uncharacterized. Gene Ontology annotation, cellular component: endoplasmic reticulum membrane. NCBI's taxonomy places the organism in Eukaryota, Fungi, Ascomycota, Sordariomycetes, Hypocreales, Ophiocordycipitaceae. Gene Ontology annotation, molecular function: GTPase activity; GTP binding; ATP hydrolysis activity. The record is from RefSeq and is a predicted model, not a curated record. Gene Ontology annotation, biological process: SRP-dependent cotranslational protein targeting to membrane.